Salvelinus fontinalis (brook trout) is the source of this 1767-nucleotide messenger RNA. Its product is annotated as zinc finger protein 501-like. Gene Ontology annotation, molecular function: RNA polymerase II cis-regulatory region sequence-specific DNA binding; DNA-binding transcription activator activity, RNA polymerase II-specific. The record is from RefSeq and is a predicted model, not a curated record. Gene Ontology annotation, biological process: regulation of transcription by RNA polymerase II. Lineage: Eukaryota; Metazoa; Chordata; Actinopteri; Salmoniformes; Salmonidae. Bases 86 to 1324 code for a protein of 412 amino acids. Gene Ontology annotation, cellular component: nucleus. The transcript has 3 exons.
AGAAGAACAAGAAAACAACAAAUUGUUGACGCGGACAGUUAGCGGCGAACAGUUCAUAUCAUACAAAGAAACAGUAGCUUCCACAAUGGAUUGGGACAAAGCUAGCCCGUUCCCCUCCACCCUCCCGGAGUCCCCAUGUCAACCGCCUCCCUGUACUUUACUGCUGGUUCUGGUCGACUGCAGGAAAACACCGGGGCAGAGUGGAACUGAGAGAGGAGAAGAGGGUCAUGGAGAUAUGAUUUCAUUAAGUAAAAACCAUGGGGACAGCCCUAAUUGUUGCUCUCUUAGUGGGAGGGGCUUAUUAUCUGGGGAGCCUCAACAACAUCAUGAUGCUGACAUGAAAGAGAAGAGUCUCUCCAGACCAGAACACCUCAAGAAACACCAGCAUAGAGGUAUAGGGAAGAAACCUCACCACUGCUGCUUUGACUGUGGGAAGAGUUUUGCUAAACAAGACUUGAAAAUUCAUGAGCAAAUUCACACUCCAGAGCAUGCAUCUAAAACCUUAAAAUCUCAUCUGAGAUUUCAUUCAGGGGAGGGACCUUAUACCUGCUUUGAUUGUGGGAAAUACUUAAAUCAGUCAGGUGCCCAGACUAAACACAAACACACAGUAGAGAAGCCUUAUAGCUGUGAUCAAUGUGGGAAGACUUUCAAUCAGUCAGGACACCUGACUAGACACCAACGCAUACACACAGGAGAGAAGCCUUAUAGAUGUGAUCAGUGUGGGAAGAGCUUCAAUUAUUCAGGAUCCCUGAUUGCACACAAACGCAUACACACAGGAGAGAAGCCUUAUAGAUGUGAUCAGUGUGGGAAGAGCUUCAAUUAUUCAGGAUCCCUGAUUGCACACAAACGCAUACACACAGGAGAGAAGCCUUAUAGCUGUGAUCAGUGUGGGAAGAGCUUCAAUGAUUCAAGAUACCUGACUAAACACCAACGCAUACACACAGGAGAGAAGCCUUAUAACUGUGAUCAGUGUGGGAAGAGCUUCAAUCAGUCAGGACACCUGACUACGCACCAACGCAUACACACAGGAGAAAAGCCUUAUAGCUGUGAUCAGUGUGGGAAGAGCUUCAAUCAGUCAGGAGACCUGAUUACACACCAACGCAUACACACAGGAGAGAGACCUUAUAGCUGUGAUCAGUGUGGGAAGAGUUUUGCUCGAGAUUUCACCCUGACUACACACCAGCUCACACACACAGGAGAGAAACCUUACUCCUGUCUAUGUGGCAAGAGCUUCAAUCAAUCAGGGUCACUGAUAAAACACCAUAAAGCACAAAAAUGUUUUCUUUCAUCUCCCUCCUCUCUGGCACCGGUUCCAGAUCUCUAAAUAAAGUUUCAAUAGAAAACAUAUUGUAAUGAGUCAUAUAUCUCCCAUUCUCAAACAGUUAACUAAGUCUGAUUACCAUGGUAACCUGUGUAGCAUAAUAUGCAGCUCUGGAUCCACAUGUAUCAAGUGUCUUGGAGUAGGAGUGCUGAUCUAGUGCUGUGUGGGAUGGGGGUUUUCAGAGACAUUCAAUCAUGUAGAAUAAUGUUUCAACAAUAGUAGGUGGAUAUUCAUGUGUCGGGGAACUGUUUAUUUCUGAAGAGAUUAAUUUGACAUCUCAUACAAUCAUUGGUUCCUGUAGGUGCUUGGUAAAGAUAUGAGGGGGAGGCCGUCAGGACCCCCUCAGACCUUUUGGCAGAACGCCCAGAAUAUGUUCUAGGGCCUAAUUCAUUUAUUUAAAUUGACUGAUUUCUAUAAAUUAACUGUAUUAAAAUUUUUGAAAUAUU